AUGUGGAGGAGACCGGCUCAGAUCCUGGGCCUGCUGCUCUGCAUACUGGGCUGGAGCUUUGUGGGCUGCACCCUUGCUAUGGAUCACUGGAGGGUGGCCCAGCUGGGGGGUCAGGGGGGCUCCUCUGUGGUGGUGACAGCUUUGUUCUGGUCUGACCUGUGGAAGGACUGCUAUGAAGACUCCACCUCUCUGGUGAACUGUGUCGACUUCCGCGUGCUUUGGACAGUCAAAACAUACAUCCAGGCAGUCAGGGGGCUCCUGAUGAUUGGCCUAUGUCUCGGCUUCAUUGGCACAGUGCUCACCUUUUUUGGAAUGGAGUGCACACACAUUGGUGGAGACCAGAGAAGUAACGACAGGAUGUUAAUAACAGCGUCUGCUUUCCAUCUGCUCGGUUGCGUAUCAGACGUGGCUGCUUAUUGUUUAUACAUAAACAGAGUGGCUGCAGCCUUUUUACACAGCAAAGCAGAUCCAUCCAAAGUGAGAUAUGAAAUUGGAGCCCCCCUGUACCUCGGCCUGGUGGGGAGUUUCCUCAGUCUACUUGGUUGUACAGUUCACUGUGUAACUGCAUGCAGAGCUAACCACCCAAAAAGCAGACAUCCCACGGUUCCCUUCAUCAGUGAAAGAGGAGAACACAUCUGUGGAGCAUCAAAAAGGUCUAAUGUCCUCAGAAACGCCUCUUCCUACAAGAUGGCUUCUGUUUUGCUCGUGUAA
This is a messenger RNA of Cottoperca gobio, 711 nucleotides long. Its product is annotated as claudin-10-like. Gene Ontology annotation, molecular function: structural molecule activity. Lineage: Eukaryota; Metazoa; Chordata; Actinopteri; Perciformes; Bovichtidae. The transcript has 6 exons. The coding region runs from base 1 to 711 and encodes 236 amino acids. Gene Ontology annotation, cellular component: bicellular tight junction; membrane. The record is from RefSeq and is a predicted model, not a curated record.